This is a messenger RNA of Doryrhamphus excisus (bluestripe pipefish), 2966 nucleotides long. RefSeq names its product discs, large (Drosophila) homolog-associated protein 5 (gene dlgap5). Gene Ontology annotation, biological process: signaling; mitotic spindle organization; kinetochore assembly. Lineage: Eukaryota; Metazoa; Chordata; Actinopteri; Syngnathiformes; Syngnathidae. Gene Ontology annotation, molecular function: microtubule binding. The record is from RefSeq and is a predicted model, not a curated record. Gene Ontology annotation, cellular component: cytoplasm; spindle pole centrosome; nucleus.
ACCAAUCAGAAGCCAAUAUGCUGUUAUGAUUUUCAACCAAUCAGCUCUUAAGACUACGUUCAAACUUUAACCGCCAUGAUAGUUUGACUUCCUGGCUGAUCGCUCUGUCUGUUGUAAAUAAGAAAAAGAAAACACUUAGACACGGAAACAUGGAGUCCAAAUUCUCCCACUUUCGCCAACGGGACAGCAGCGUGUCCAUGAUGAGGGUGAAAAUGGCCCGUAGAAUGUCUCAGUCACAGAAGGAGAACAGAGGCAAGGUUGUAGAUGCACGAAGGCAGCUGGACAAGCUCCAGGAGCUGGAAGUGUCCUGUCUGGAUUCCUCCAUAGCUGUGACCAACACGUCGACCAUAAAGGCCAUAACAAACCAUGCUAAAAACAAAGCUGGAGAAGAGAGGCUGAAACUGCUUGCACGCUGGAAAGAGAGAAAAGCCCUGCAGAAAGAGAAGGAAAAGCAAGAGAAGGAGCGAAAAGGAGUGUUUAAGACUGGCCUGUAUCAUCAUAAAGACUUGUCUCUUUUUGCUUUACCUCCUCUACCUGCAUGCAAAGCAAAGGAGACAAACAACGCUUCAUCACAGAGCACCAGGGUCACUCGCUCUAUGAAACAACAACAGCAGCAAUUGCAGAAGCCUCUGAAGACACACAAUCCAAAUACAAUGGCAAAGAAAGAGAGACCAACCAGGGCAGCUCCUGUCAAAGCGGCUCCGACUAAAGCGAAGACGGACAUCUGUGCAGUGGUGCCUACAGUCCGAGGGCAGUCCACACUGUCAGGCAACAGACCUGUUACAGUCGUCCCUGUUGGGAAAAACGAGCCCAGUGCAGACCAAAGAAUCACAAGGAGCAGAGCCAUUAUCAACUCUUUGGCGCCCUCCUCUGGAAAGGGAAGGAACUGCAAAGCUGAUAGCAAGCUUAGCAUCCAUUCUGCUACAUCCCAGUCAAAGGAUCUUCAUUAUCUGGAGCCAGAAGAGUCUCAACCCCUCAAGUCGACUACCUGUCCUGAGGAGAAGAAUAUGGUGGUGGACAAAGAACCAGCUGAGGAGCCCUCCUCUUUGUCCUCCUUCGCUCCGAAGGACUUUGUCUUCCAGGCUCCUGCUGGCUUGUCAGCCUUCAAAUUAGAGCCUCUCACUCCUCGCUCGGCCGAUGCCUUUCUCACCCCGAGCUCCAGCUUCAAUCACCCACCCGCCCUCGGAAUCAGUGAUGCACCUCAAGCUGAGCCGAGCGGAUGCUCGCCACCCAAAUCCCCUUGCCGCUCUCCUCCUCGUCCCAGGGUGGCUUCUCCAGCCCCAAGUAGCCCCCUGGAAUCCAAGCAUGAUGUGCUGUACUUCAGGUCGGAGAUUUCCGGUGAGACCAACAGAUUGACAUCUCUUUGUGCUCUGUGGGAGCCCAAAGUAGAAGAUGAGUCCAUCCCUGAAGAAAUGAGAGACCGCAUGCGUACAGCCGUCGGCCAGGCUAGGCUGCUCAUGAAGGAGCGCUUCAACCAGUUCAGCGGCCUGGUGGAUGACUGCGAGCUACGCCGAGGGGAGAAGAUCACCACCUGCAGCGACCUGCAGGGUUUCUGGGAUAUGGUUUACUUCCAGGUAGAAGAUGUAAACAGGAAGUUUGAUGCACUGUGUGAAUUGGAGGCCAGAGGGUGGGUGGAGGAGCACAAGCCGCCUCCGCCACGCCAGAGGAAAGCAGUCAAGAAACCAGUAGCAGCACCCGCCAAGCCCGCAGGAACCAAAGCCAUGGCAACGUCUCGCCUGGCUGCAGUCAAAGCGGCCAUGAGAGCUAAAAAGCAGGCACACGAAGCGGCAAAGGCUUCCGGUGACGCUCAGGAAGACACGGCCCCUCCCGAGGGGGCACAAAGCCAGGCCGCAGCGCAACAAACUGACACGGUGGUCUUUGAUGGAGGCUUCUUCAGUGUGGAGAGCCCAGCCAAGGCAUCCAGCUGUCUGAGAAGAUCCAGCCGCCUGAGUGCCGCCGCGCCCCCACAGGCCUCUCCCUGCACCAGCAUCCUUACCCCCAGAAGACUCACUCGACGCUCCAUUGCUUUGGCACAAACUCCUGGAGGUACUCCGGUUCACGCCAAGGAAAGCUCCAGAUGUACUCCAAGGCCGCAGCACGACACCCCUCAGUCUUGUCCAAGAGGACCGGCUUCUGUCGAGAAGUCUCUUUCUUUCUCCCCUUCGGGGCACCCCCAGUUGAAGACUGAAAUUGUCUCAAUGCAAGAAUCGGCCAUGUGUGCACUUCCUGCUAUUUCCAUCCAGAAAGAUGAAGACGAAGCAGCCGAACACGUUAAUACAGCCUUGAGCUUCAUGCUGACGCCCGGCAGCACCCCUUUCCAGCAGCACCCGCCCUCCCCCACUGUGAGCGGGUCUCCUCCCGCUGUGCAAAGUUCAAAGGCGACUCCGAGGUCCAUGUGCACCACGCCUGAUAUUGUGGAAAUUGCAGGCUUGGACUUUGAGCGCUACAUCCAGCCUUCACAGAGAUGCAGCCUGUCACCAGAGCGCCCGGUUUCCAUGGAGACUCUGUCGCCAAUGACAGUUGAUGUGAAGAUGGAGAGUCCCGCAGGUCCAUCUGAACACUUGACUCAGCAGGAAGAAGCACCGCCCACGCAGUCUUCACCUUUAAGCCCACAGAUGACACAGGCCCAGGCAGCAGCGUCGUCCCUGCUUCUCUUCACCCCGAACCCCAAGGACCGCAUACGCCCGUCUGUCUGUCCGAGUGACCUCAUGUACUUCACUCCUCCUCUUUAAUUUUUAAUCACUGCUUAUUAUUUUUAAAGGGAUACAUAUUUGAUGUAGGCAUUUUUUUUUUUUUACAAAAAAAUGUACAGUUUGGCUAGCUGUAUUUUGUAAUUAAAGAUUUCAGUAGGAUUAAAGACCUUGUCUGGUCAUUAUAAGCCUGGGACAAAAAUACAUUUUUUUUUUAUCUGAUGAGCAAAAAGAUCUGGAACAUACGAGGACGCACCUAUACUCAAGCAGGGAUGG